Tripterygium wilfordii is the source of this 1633-nucleotide messenger RNA. RefSeq names its product ribosomal RNA large subunit methyltransferase I. NCBI's taxonomy places the organism in Eukaryota, Viridiplantae, Streptophyta, Magnoliopsida, Celastrales, Celastraceae. Gene Ontology annotation, molecular function: methyltransferase activity; RNA binding. The record is from RefSeq and is a predicted model, not a curated record. The transcript is spliced from 8 exons. The coding region runs from base 179 to 1510 and encodes 443 amino acids.
CUACCAUCACUCUCGUUAUACCCCUAAACCCACCAUAUCAACUUAAGCCGUGAAAUUUCUUACCUUUAAAAAGAGGAGUCCUCACGCCAUAAAAAAAGAAAAAUAAUUUCUUAAUUCGCAAAAGUUAUCAUAACAAGCGCGCCUCCUCUCUUCUUUGACAGAGCAAAUAGUAAAUACUAUGCAGCUGCUGCCAGUCCGCCUCAUCAGGUCUCUGACUCUUUCUUCCUUACCAGUCCACACCGCCACCACCACCACCCUUCAAGAGGUUGCUUCUUCCCGCCCAAAAGGUAUUGCCAAGGUCAUACUGAAAAAGGGGAAAAUACAACUCUUCAAGGAUGGAAGCCCUAUGGUAUACAGUGGAGCAGUUGAUAGAAUAAUUGGCAGACCACCUCCUGAGACUGGAGAUAUUGUGCUUGUAGCAGAUGGGACUCAGAAACCAAUUGGAUGGGGCUUAUAUAACUCUAUUUCUAUGUUCUGUGUUAGGCUCAUGCAGCUAGAAGAGGAAGCGUCAAGGGAUCCUUCUUGUGCGUUAAACAUGGAAACACUUAUAGAGACGAGAAUUCUCGAAGCUAGGGAAUUACGUAAAAGUUUGGGACUUCCUUCAGCCAAUACUAGUGCAUAUCGUCUUGUUAACAGUGAAGGAGACAGAUUGUCAGGUUUAAUUGUUGAUGUCUUUGGAGAUAUAGCCGUAAUUGCAUCAUCGGCUGCUUGGGUUGAGAAGUACAAACCAGAAUUAGAGGCUUGCAUCCAUAGACUUGAUGAAAUUAAUCAUAUAAAUUGGAGACCUUCUGUUGAAAUGUUAAAGGAAGAAGGAAUGGAUGUGUCAAAUUUGAAAGAAAUGCACCAACAUACUUGUCCUGAAAGAAUAAAGGUUGUGGAAAAUGGUAUUUUCUAUGCUGUUUCAAUGAAAGGCCAGAAAACUGGAUUUUAUGCUGAUCAGCGUAAAAACCGCCAGUUCAUAUCAACAAUUUCGAAUGGUAAGAAGGUUCUUGAUAUGUGCUGCUACAGUGGUGGCUUUGCUCUAAAUGCUCUAAGGGGAGGUGCUGCGCAUGUCACUGGUGUUGAUACAUCGUUGCCCGCCCUGGGGCUUGCUAGAGAAAAUGUUGUUCUUAAUAACCUGGAUCCAGAAAGAAUAUUAUUUUUGAAAGAAGAUGCAACCGAAUUUAUGAAGGGAGCUCUUUCUAGAAGUGAGUCAUGGGAUCUAGUCAUUCUGGAUCCUCCUAAACUCGCACCACGGAAGAAGGUUCUACAAAGUGCAUCAGGCAUGUACAGAAAUUUAAACUCAUUAGCAAUGCGCUUAACAAAGAGAGGCGGUCUACUCAUGACCUGUUCAUGUUCGGGUGCUAUGACACAAAGUGGGAUGUUCUUCCGCAUUCUUCAGGGUGCCGCAUCAACAGCAGGGAGGAAAAUCACCAUCCUACGACAAGCUGGAGCAGCUUGUGACCAUCCUAUUGACCCAUCCUAUCCAGAGGGUGCAUAUCUGUCCAAUAUCUUACUCAGAGUAUUAUAAAAUGUGUGCUAUUGUGAAUACAAAGAAGAAGCAGCUUGUACUGUACUUUGAAUCAAUUGCUGAAAUACAAGCAGUAAUAUUGAACAUAUUCGUAUUGUUACUAUACAGAUCUAACAAGUGUGC